CUCUCUACACGGGGGUCUUGCCAAGGAUCGAGGAGGGAGGGGAUAUUUUAAUGGCCGUCAGUAGCACUACGAAAUGCAAAAAGUGUGAAUUAUCCUCUUUACUUAGACUAUACUAGCCACGGGUGCGUUUGGGCAUCCUCUCUUUGGUAACGAGCAUUGCUUUUGAGACACAUUGGUGUUGGAGACGGGUUUCAAGUGUUGUUUAAACGGACUUUACCCGCUUGAUUUGUGAGCGAGUGGGAGAUCAGGCCUAGCCGGCUGGCUAACAAACAAGCGGACGUUCAGCUAGUCGCCGGAGUUGAAAGGGAAUAUGUAACAUAAAGCAACCGAUCAUGACAUCCAGAUUUGGUAAAACGUACAACCGCAAGGGAGGGGAGGCCAACUCGAAAUUUGACGAGGUCUUCAACAAUAAGAAGCCCACCCUAACCACCAAAUGGGGGGAGACCACCUACAAGGCUCAGUUGGGUACCAAAAGGCCUGUUUUAAAACCGGAAGUGUCUGAGCUUUCCAAGAGGCCCAGGCUUGAGGACAGCGACAGUGAUGAUGACCCAUUUGGAUUUGACAGUGAUGAUGAGUCCAAGACUGUUACCACUCAAAGUGUGUCCCCGUCUGGGGUCAAAGAAGGGUCGCUAUCAAAUACCACUACAGUACAGAGGAGUGUAGUUUCUUCUGCACAGGGCUCAACAUCCUCAUUAACAACCAAGCAAACUUCUGAAGAGAGGGUUCUUAAAAAUAACCAGCCCAGGUUCAAAAGUACAUCAGAUGGCAACCAAAAACCUGCAUGCAAGGCCUCUUUGGUAAACACAGUCCCGUCUGUUAAACAGAAUGUCUCGAUGUACCAGAGGCACAUCCCCGCAUCUUCUAAUGUAGUCACCAAUAUCAGACUGUCCACUAAUGCACCAGGUGGUAGCAGAGACUUCCACACCACUUGCUCUUAUGAUGAAAUGUCUUCGGUACAAAUCCAAAAUGCUGAGCUAGAGCCUCCACCAGAACUAGUGGACAACAUUCCCCCAUCCCCAUUUAUCCUGAGGGCCUCAAACUGCAAGAAAUACCAGCGACCCACCAAGGCUAACAAAAUGUCCUCUGAACCGGCUGAGAACAACAGCAUCCAGCCCACUGAAACAGCGAACGCCCAAGAUAAACCCAACAGUGUCCUUUCUGCUAACGCAAGUGUUCCUGCUGCCAAAGCUAAAACAGCAGCCAAGCCCGCAGGCAGGGGCGGCGGGAGGGUACGGGACUACACGGUCCUGCACCCUUCCUGUCUGUCGGUGUGCAACGUCACCAUCCAGGACUCAAUUGAGCGGAGCAUCGAUGAACUAGUCACCCCAGCUGCCCCGGUUGACCUGGGAGAUUCAGGCCAGAUGAAGAAGAAAUCAGACGCUCCCCCGAUCAAACCCACCAGGUUCAGACCCACCCAGACAAAGACCAAGAAGACAAAGGCUGAGACCAAGCUAGAGUUCUUUGGCUUUGAGGACAAAGAGGAGCAUGGGGGCGAGGAGGGUCCUGAAGCUGGGAAGAGUAACUACAAGAUCAAGUACUUUGGCUUUGACGACCUGAGCGAGAGUGACAGCGAUGAUGAGGAGUCUAUCCGCAAAGAGAAGAAGGCCAAGAAGGCGGCUGCAGCCUUAGCGGCUCUGAGCUCCAGCGUGGACAGCCCGCAAACCAGCGACUCUCAGGACAGCCAGGCCAGCAGCAACACAGAAGCUUUUGACUUGUCUGAAGACUCUGGCGCCGAGGGACAAAAAGGACGACCAGGGAAGGCAGGCGAAAAGUCCAAGGAUAAUGCAAGUGGACUAAAAAAGAUCUUCAGUGGACCCAAAAAGAUAACUACCCAAUCUCAAUUUUUUUCUGGGUUCCAGUCACCGGCUAAGGCCGUGUACAACGCUCGCCACUGGAACCAACCUGAACCUGAGGAGGUACCUGUGCCUCCACUGUCCCGUGCUCAAACUGCUCCGGCUAUUUUAUCGAGCAGCAGCAAGGACAGCAACUCCCAUAAAGAUGAUGGCUUGUUCAAAGCCCCCCCACCGCCGCCUAAAGUCAUUAAGUCGGAGACCCUCCCCACGCGACUCAACCAGGAUAUUGUAACUGCGCUGAAAUGCAGGAAGGAGCACAAGGAGCUGUACACGGUGGUGCAGCAUGUGAAGCACUUCAAUGACGUGGUGGAGUUUGGAGAAAAUCAAGAGUUCACUGAUGAUUUUGAGUACCUGGAGACGGGGCUUAAGAGCAGUCAGCCACUCAACACCAGAUGCCUUAGUAUAAUCAGCCUGGCCACGCGCUGUGCCAUGCCCGGUUUCAGAAUGCACCUGCGGGCCAGAGGGAAAGUGGCACAAGUCUUCAAUAUGCUCAGUGAUGCUCCACAACACCCGAACUUGGGUCUGUGCACGGCUUCCCUGAUGUACAUUCUGAGUCGGGAUCGUCUUAACAUGGAUCUGGACAGGGCCUGUCUGGAGCUUAUGAUCAAGCUGCUGGAGAUAGACCAGGACUACUCGGCCCACCAGGAUCAGCUCACUCCCAAGGAGGUGGAAAAGGUCAAGGAGAAGAUCAGGAAGCUGUGUGAGACCGUGCAUAACAAGCACCUCGACUUGGAAAACAUCACGACGGGCCACCUUGCCAUGGAAACUCUGCUCUCUCUAACCUCCAAGAGAGCGGGGGAUUGGUUCAAAGAAGAACUGAGACUUCUGGGAGGGUUGGACCAUAUUGUAGACAAAGUUAAGGAGUAUGUGCAGAACCUGAGCCAAGAGGACGACAAGGAGAACCUGGUCGUAUCGUUAUGGGGAGCAGAGCGCUGUCUGAGAGUACUUGAAAGUGUGACAGUGCAGAACCCAGAAAACCAGGCGUACUUGAUUGCCUACAAAGAAUCACAACUCAUCGUCUCCUCCGCCAGAGCUUUACGGUACUGUGAAGAUAUGAUUCAGCGAUACAGCAGGUCGCUAAAUAACAGCUCUCUGUCAUUGUCGGGGGCAGCGCUGCCCCACUGCAGCUUCAGUAACGUGGGCAAGGCUGUGGAGGACUGCAUGCGGGCCGUCAUAGGAGUGCUGCUCAACCUCACCCACGAUAAUGAGUGGGGCAGCACUAAGACGGGUGAGCAGGAACAGCUUACCGUAACUGCUUUGAAUUGCGUCCUCCGAGUUCCACGCUACAUCCCCCAGGAGCAGCGGUUCGACGUGCGAGUUUUGGGUCUGGGUCUACUUAUCAACCUGGUGGAGUACAGCUCCAGAAACCGCCACUGCCUGGUGGACAUGGAGUACAUAAUGGACGACAGCUUUCUGGAAGACAGCCUGUUGCAGCCGGCUGACCCGCCAGCAGCAGAGACAGCGAACGCACCGCCGGCCGCUGCUGCUGAGUCUCAGGGAGACGAUCCUGUCAAGCCCAAGCCCUCCGGUGCUCUGGCUGCCCUGGUGCAGUUCUUACUUGAGAGGGAGCGCGCCGCCAUCCUGGCCGAGGCCAAGACGGACGACCUCAUCAGCGAGGCGCCAAAGCCGGCACUCGACAAAAGUGGAGAGUGGAAGGAGACGUCGGGGGAGAUACAGUGGGUGGCGGCCGAACCCAACGACAACCAAACGGAGACGAAAGAGGACGAGAAGAAAGAGGAGGAAGAGGAAGAGUUGGAUCUGAAUAAAGCUCUGCAGCACUCAGGCAAGCAUAUGGAGGACAGCAUUGUUGCCUCCUACACCGCUCUGCUGCUGGGCUGCCUCUGCCAGGGAAGCCAGAUAAAUUUGACUACUGUGAGACAGCAUCUACCUAAAGGGGACUUCUCCAUCAUGACAGAAAUGCUGAAGAAGUUCUUGAGUUUCAUGAACCUCACUUGUGCGAUGGGCACCACGGGACAGAAGUCCAUCACUCGGGUCAUCGAAUACCUGGAGCACUGUUAACAGACAGCCAGACCAGGACCUCACACUCUGCACAUUAAAGGGACCCCUGGCUCUUCUGGUGCCCCGUCCCCGACAGGAGCCACAGGGGGGGGGGGGUCCAUCGGAGACUCAGCAGCGUUCCUUUGACUUCACCAGAUCAACAAAUGCUGCGCUCACUCUGAAUUGCUACCGAUGAAGGCGUGAACUCGCAAAAAGUUUCCCUCUCUCUGGAGCACAGCCCGAACCAAAGCCCUGCUAGCUGACAGACAUCACAUUUCUUCAGUUCCACAUUUGAUUAGUCAGGAGAUUCAUCCUCAGGUUCCUGGGAAUCAGGCAGAGGCUAACGUGUCAUAAUAAUCUGUGGAAUCAUCUUAUAUGAUAAUGGACUCACAGACGUGUUCUUGAAACAUCUUUAAGAGGUUUAACGGUCUGAUGGUCCGCAGCCUGGUCUCAUUCCCGGUCACUUAGCCCGAGUGUAAACCUCUGAAUGAAAUGUUAUGGAUCAUUACAUUUUAAUCUCAUCCACAUCAAAGCCAAGGAUGAAAUCAUUGAUAAGCAUGAAACACAAUCAUUUUCAUGGAUGUUAGAAUGACGUCUCUAUGUAAACUCGUGUGGAAUGAUUUUGGACGCUUACACCCGUUAAGCUUAAUGUUUGCAGUUGGCUUGAAUGUUGAAGGGAAGCAGAGUUUUUUUUUAAAUCUUUGAUUUUUAUGUUUUAAUUGUGCCCGUUAAUUUUGUAAAACGGUGCGGGUUAGCAAGUUGCUUAGGCGCAAUGUUAUGCGCGUAUCUUAUAUGUUUUUAGACUUGUUUUAAGUUUUUCUUCAGGGCAUUUUUUCCUCACCCAACUCAUCAAUGACGUUUAAAGGACUGCGCGAUAUGCUCGCUUUGAUAGGGGGAAAUUACACGCUAUUAUGAAUUUAAAUUUUCAUUCUUACAAAUCAUUAAUUUGAUCCUAUUUUACUUUGUUUUGCUUAUUUAAAUUCAAAUAAAAUGAAGAGUUUGUAAUAACAAUAUGCAUUGAAACUAGGGCUGCACGAUAUUGAAAAAAACUGACAUUGCGAUUUCCCCCCCCCCUGCGAUAUAUAUAUAUAUAUAUAUUGAAAC
Molecule: messenger RNA, 4955 nt
Organism: Trematomus bernacchii (emerald rockcod)
Lineage: Eukaryota; Metazoa; Chordata; Actinopteri; Perciformes; Nototheniidae
Gene: wapla
Product: WAPL cohesin release factor a
Exons: 20
Coding region: 333-3872 (1179 amino acids)
Biological process (GO): regulation of chromosome condensation
Source: RefSeq, a predicted model, not a curated record